Messenger RNA from Stegostoma tigrinum, 3380 nucleotides. RefSeq names its product par-6 family cell polarity regulator alpha (gene pard6a). Bases 49 to 1218 code for a protein of 389 amino acids. Gene Ontology annotation, biological process: regulation of cellular localization; establishment or maintenance of cell polarity; centrosome cycle. Gene Ontology annotation, cellular component: cell cortex; nucleus; apical plasma membrane. Gene Ontology annotation, molecular function: protein kinase C binding. Lineage: Eukaryota; Metazoa; Chordata; Chondrichthyes; Orectolobiformes; Stegostomatidae. The record is from RefSeq and is a predicted model, not a curated record. The transcript is spliced from 3 exons.
UGUGUACGGUAAGAGUGCAGCUACCUGCGGCAAGAGUCCCAUCAGUAUAUGGUUAACAACGACUGCGGGCAACGCAGGGAGACAAUGUCCAAACACCACAGGACACCAGCUAGAACUGUGGAUAAUAUUAUUGAGGUGAAAAGCAAGUUCGACGCUGAAUUUAGAAGAUUUGCUCUAAAACGUUCAAGUGUAGGUGGUUUCCAGGAAUUUUACCAGCUGAUUCAAGCCGUCCAUCAGAUCCCUUACGUGGACGUAUUGUUGGGAUAUACCGACAUCCACGGGGAUUUGUUGCCCAUCAACAACGAUGAUAAUUAUCACAAAGCGCUCUCGUCUGCCAAUCCUCUACUGCGAGUCAUCAUUCAGAGGCGAGCUGAAGGGGACUGUGGAGCAUUCGGAACCAAUUCUCUCCUGCGCAAGAAGAAAGGUCUUCAUGUUCUGCGUCCUGUCCACCAUAAGUCAAAGCCUCAAAUCUUGAUUGGAAUGCCUCAGGAUUUCAGACAAAUUUCUUCCAUUAUUGAUGUAGACAUCCUUCCAGAAACUCAUCGGAGAGUUCGCCUUCACAAACAUGGCUCCGACAAACCACUUGGAUUUUAUAUUCGUGAUGGGGUGAGUGUGCGGGUUGCUCCUCAAGGAGUGGAAAAAGUUCCCGGAAUCUUCAUCUCACGGCUUGUCCGGGGUGGCUUAGCAGAGAGCACAGGCCUGCUCGCAGUCAAUGAUGAAAUACUAGAGGUAAAUGGAAUUGAUGUCGCAGGCAAGUCACUGGACCAGGUGACUGACAUGAUGGUAGCCAACAGUCACAAUCUGAUUAUAACAGUGAAACCAGCAAAUCAACGAAACAAUGUGAUUCGCAGCAGCAGAGCGUCGGGUAGCUCUGGAGUGUCAACAGACAGUACACCAAGCCAGCACACUAUAACCGCUACUUCCAACUACACCAACAGUUACAGUACAGCAGAAGGAGAGAGUGAAGAUGAAGGCGAUAUAAUAAUUGAAAAUGACAUGCCAUCAUACAUUCCAAAAACUGUAUUCCCUAAUUAUGUAAAUGGAGACCUAACUAAAAAGCUGCAGCAUAACACAUCUCUAAACAGCCCACUGUCGGAAAACAAUGAAAGCAAAUACAAAGGCUCAUUAAAUUCUUUGAAAACACACAAUGACAAUCCCAGAAAAGUAACUUCAAGCCAUGGAAACAUGCGAGAAGAUGGAACAAUGAUAACACUAUAGACCUUUUCUCUUGAUUUAUUACUUAACAUACAGUACAUUCAGAAUAUUACUUCUUGAUUUUAUGUUGGUUCAGCAGGAACCUCAUUUAGGAGACAGGAAUCCAAUUUAUUUUCAAACAAAUAUUUGACUGGUGAAUAAAAAGGGUAUUGGUAAAUAUGAAAGGAUAAAAUUGCAAUCACUUUUUACAUCGAGAAUCUUUCAGAACUAUGCUUGAUGUUAUUUUGGAAAUGAUAUGAUAUAUAACUUAACCACCAAGGUUCUGUUCCUUCAUCCUCACUUUUUAGCAGCCAAACUGAUUCUACAUUCUCAAAACUACAACUGAACACCUUACCUGCAACUAAAGGCGAAUAAAUGGUCUUGUGAAAUUGCUAAGUAAGUGUUUAAAAAUUUGAGUUAACUUCAUACCACAAUACUUGCAGUCUGAAGGACAACAUUACUACUGGAGUCCAUUUUUAAAAAAAAUAUUACUCAACUUUCAAUUGUAUUCAUUUCCUAAUUGAGAGCAUUACCUAUUUUUUUCCUAUGGAAAAUGUAAUUAUCAAACUGUGUAUAGAAAUUUCUGUGCAACAGUAGCAAAAUAUCUCAAAGUUGCUGUUCUGCUCCCAGAGUGGAAAAUCUUAGUGUUUUGAAAAUUUGAAUUUCAAGAGAUAUUGCAGUAAAGCAGGUUUCUUUUCCAUUCUUGGUGGUAUGAGGGUAUUCUGUAUGGUUAUCUUUUAACACAACACUACUUGUAUCUUAAGAGACCCUGCUGGCUUCAGUGCUCUUCAUCUUACAUGGUGUAAUUAAUUUACAGACUAUAGUCCACUUUUAGAAAGCAAUACUGAAAAUUUGAGAUCAGUGGGAUUAUCAAUCUGGAAGGUUUAAGCCCACAUUUUUAAGUGCACUUUUGGGUAUAUAUUUAAGCAAACUAAAAUAUUAACCAAGGAAAAUAAUUAGUUAAAUUUAUAGUUCAAUUGAUUUUUAAUUUCUUCGACCAACUUCACUAAACAUUCAAUGCAACAGCAGCUCUGGUUGAUAUCCAACACAGCAGAUGACAAUGUUGCAAUGUAUAUUGCUUUUACAAUAGUAGGAUUAGAUUGAAUUUUCUGAAGGCCAUGAAAGUAGGAUUUAUUGUUUAGUUUUAAGAAUAGUGUUCACACAGAGAAAUGAUUUCCUUGAACAAAUUUCCAUUCUAUCAAUAUUGAUCGUUAACAACUUAUGUAACACAACAGACUGCAAUGUGACAAAUUCAUUAAGAAUGAUGGAAAUCCAUGAAUGCUUGCCAUUUGCAAGCCUGCGAACCUCAGUCAGAAGAGAUGUUUAACAAAUUAAAAUGGGACUUCCCUGUAUUGGUAGAGCACAUGAUCAAUAAAUAUCAACUAUUACUAAAUUUCUUUCAGUCCUCAUCUGCUUACAUAGCCUAAUGCUUUUUUGAUUUAAAUUUUUUAAAAUCUGUUUGCUGAUAAUUGUAUUAAGAGCAAUAAUCAAUAUAUUUGCAACUCUGCACACCUCAGAAGCAUUCUCCACUGGUCUGAAGCACAAUGACUGCAGUUUUAGGAAGCCUCCUGUGGAUGGAGCACAGUGGUUCUUGGCUCUGCUUUCUUCUCCCUUUAUUUUAAAAGGACUACCAAAAAAUAAAGGCAAUAUUUCCUUUAAUGAAAGGCUCAAACAUUCAAAGAAGAAUACAUAUUGAAGAGAUGUGUUCAAGAUUUCUAAAUUUUAUACUGAAAUGAAGCUUUUUAAAAAAAAACUUCACAUUAAUUGUAGGUGGAAUUUGUUUUUAUCAUUACAUUAUUUUAAUUAUUUUAAUGACAAUUUCCUCCCACCAUGCUCUUGAGUCAGCAGGGUUCAAUAGCAGCAUAUAAUUAACUUCCCUGGGUUUUCAGGCUAUGUAUGCAUUUUUGUCAAUUUGUUAUGCAUCUAAUCUGUUUACUAAAGAGAUGGGGGCAAUUUUAUCUAACUGAGAAUAUUUUGUAUAAUUUUUUAUGAAAUGAGGGCAGUAUUUUUCUUACUUUUUGUAUCUGACCCCACUCAGUCUUAGGCCACUACCUGAUUUCCCUUAAACUGUAUAAACAUUGUAUUUAUAAUAUUUAACAGAUUAGCAGUCUUUUGUUGGCUCAGGCUGUAUAAUAUUGUGAAUGUUGGAAAUUGUAUGAUUAUUCAAAUAAAGGUUCUAACACAAA